This is a messenger RNA of Diabrotica virgifera virgifera (western corn rootworm), 1583 nucleotides long. RefSeq lists its product as uncharacterized. The record is from RefSeq and is a predicted model, not a curated record. Bases 409 to 1512 code for a protein of 367 amino acids. Lineage: Eukaryota; Metazoa; Arthropoda; Insecta; Coleoptera; Chrysomelidae. The transcript has a single exon.
AGGGUAACGAACAUUUCGCGUACAGGGCGAGUAGUAUGCUGAUGUCAGUUCUAAGUAAAAGUUGUAAAAGUCAAGUUCUUUGAAAUUCAUGUAAAUAAAUCGGAAAUCAGUGAAGUUUAGUGUCUGUUGAAGAUAGUUUGAUUAGUUUUUAUAGUUUAGAAGAAUUAACAAUUUUAGUGAAACACAGAGGACAAAUAAUUCUUCAUAACCUCAUUUUUGAAAACAAAAUUUCUUCUAAAAAACUUCUUUAGAUUUGAAAAUAUACGGUUUUUAAUGUGUAAACAAUGAAAAUAAGUACUAUUUAUCACAUGUAAGUUUAAAUCGUGAAUAUUAGAAGAAAGGUUUUGACAGAACUUGCUAGACACGCAUCUUUUAGAUUCUAAUAUCUGUAUCUUUUUUUAAUGAAUCAUGAAUGUGAAAGAUGAACGACACGAUGAAGCUGAGAUUAGAGAAAUGGCAGCUAAACUUAAAGAGGCCAACAAGGCCAAAACAGCUUCACCCCAAAUGCACCAGCAACAAUUUUUAAAUUUUUUAAGUGCGGGUGAGAAAUCUAAACCUAAAAAUAAUGCUGGUACAAACGAAGCUGAUGUCAAAUACAUUGAUGAAGAGUCUGUAAAGGGUAGAUUUGGAUGGACUACGAUGAGUAAAUGCCAUAUUCCAUAUAUUUUUAGAUCUGGAGAGAAAUAUUGUGCAGUGAGAAUGGUAGAAAUGAAAUUGUUUAAUUUUCUGUAUAAUUCUGAUUUAUGCAACUGUGUAAACAUUCCAAGUUAUUACAUAACUGAAGCUGAAGCUCGUUUGUUAAAUGAAAUAAACUUCAAACAUUGUGACCUCCAGUUCGGCAGUGUACAGUUUUCAUCCCGGGACCUUAUAGUUAGACUAAUGGACGCUAAUGAGUUUUAUCAGUUUUUAGAACAUUGUUAUGCAAAGUUAAGAUGUAAUCAUAUUGAGAACGUGAAGAACCUGGGUCGUUGUGGUUUCGUUCGCAUAAACAAGGAAUCAGUGGUACCGUUUACCUUACACAACGAACAAAAAUAUGUACCUCUCUUCUAUUUCGAAGGCGAAGUUGACAACCUUCGCCAAAGAGCAGAAAGAUUAGAAGGCUGGGGUUUAGCCUACCUAAAAUUUUGUUGUAAAGUGCAGGGAAUUAGGAAUGAGUUGUUUGCUCAUGAAACUUGUUCAGUGAUUAGCUUAAAUGAUAUUAAGAACUAUUUCCCGCCGGGAACUAUAUUUGAGGAUUACUGGCCUAAAAAGAGUCUAGAAUCACAAGUUAUUUUUGAUAAAACAUCUAAACUUACAAAAGAUAAUAGUAUCCAGUGGAUUCGGCAACCGACUGCACCUCCUUAUAUAUAUUCGUCACCAUCUCCAAAUCCACCAACACAAAUAAAGGUCACUAAUGGUCAGAUACACAAUGUGCGCAUGUAUCCCAACUAUACGAUCGCAGGAGGACAACCAUAUUACCAUGGAACUCAAACGAGACCUACUAAUGGCGCAGUCUUAUAUUUACGCUCAUAACACUGCACCAUUGUAUUAUAAAUAUGCUUAGAUAAAUAGUUAUUUAUUAUAAAUAUACAAUAUAAAACAGA